AUGAUCAAAGUACAUGAGCUCUCUUUGGUUGGAAUAUUCAUCACAGCUUGCACAAUCCUCCGAUUUCUCCCUGUAUUUAGAAACUGGUUUAUUGCGAACCCCUUCGAGAGCUGUUUUACUUACAGGUACGUGCUUUUAGCAGAGAUUACAAUCUCUGCUAAACUGCGGCACGCAGAGGUCACUACGUGCAUUAUUUAUUUAAAAAUAAAUGAGAAACUAACGUAUUUUAAGCCGCCAGAACCGAUGGUAGAGCCUCCAAAGGCUGGGAUGAUUACUAACACUGGUAUGGGGCUCUACCUUGGUUUCUCCUCUUUGCCGAAACAGUCGAAAAGUACCUUGAGACGCCGUGCACGGGGCUGUGUUUGUGUGUCUUCCGGAUGUGAGACAGAGGUGGCUACUGACACCACCACAUCUUCGCAAACGAAAAAUUAAUUAUGCAUUUUAAAUAGGCUCAUUAGUUCUGUCAGCUGUUUCGUAUACAUAACCUUUCUUAUAUAUUCGUCGCUGUUUAUUUAGUUUACACGGCACCCUCUGUUGCAAUAUUGUCAAUAGUUGAGCAAUUCCCCCGAGUUUGAGGGUAUCCUGGGAAAGACAAAGUGAAGAGGUGACUUGAAUUAAUUGUUAUCCG
Diachasmimorpha longicaudata is the source of this 628-nucleotide messenger RNA. RefSeq lists its product as uncharacterized. Bases 1 to 432 code for a protein of 143 amino acids. The record is from RefSeq and is a predicted model, not a curated record. The transcript is spliced from 2 exons. Lineage: Eukaryota; Metazoa; Arthropoda; Insecta; Hymenoptera; Braconidae.